Molecule: messenger RNA, 962 nt
Organism: Triplophysa rosa
Lineage: Eukaryota; Metazoa; Chordata; Actinopteri; Cypriniformes; Nemacheilidae
Gene: ggctb
Product: gamma-glutamylcyclotransferase b
Exons: 5
Coding region: 241-816 (191 amino acids)
Molecular function (GO): gamma-glutamylcyclotransferase activity
Source: RefSeq, a predicted model, not a curated record
UUUGAAUUUGGCCAUUCUCGAACAAACCUAGUAGUGACUGAAGUUUUUAUUUAAACAUGGCGGCGUACACAACACAGGAAAGUCGGCUCGCAAUUGAAAUGACACGACUUCAUAAACGAAUCUUAUUGAGUGAUUAAUAGUGCAAACAACAGCAUCUUACCGAACCGAGGCUCGAGUGUUGUUUCUCUGUGAUGACAGACCGACUCGUUGUCCGUCCCUCUGCCCACCGACGCCUCAGACAUGGACAACAGCACACAUCACAGCAACGAAUCCGCCUUCCUGUACUUCGCCUACGGAAGUAAUCUCCUGAAGGAGCGUCUACAGCUCAAGAAUCCGUCAGCAAGUGUUUACUGCGUGGCCAAGCUGAAGGACUACAAACUGGUCUUUGGGAACCCCGGCGGGCUGGAGAGCCAACGCUGGCAUGGGGGUGUGGCCACUAUCGAGCACAGCCCGGGGGAUGAGGUGUGGGGUGUGGUGUGGAGGAUGAAUAUGUCCGACCUGGAGUCCUUGGACAGACAGGAGAGUGUUAAACGAGGGACGUAUAGCCCGAUGGAGGUGUCCGUCUCCACCCGUGACCAGGAUUUCUACUGUCGCUCGUACGUCAUGAACAGCUGUGUGUACGCUCCACCAUCACCACAGUAUCUGCAGGUGAUCGUGACGGGAGCGGAACAGAACGGCUUACCGGAGGACUACCAAAAGAAGCUCAGGUCUAUUGAAGCCAACAAAUACGAGGGUUCUCUGCCUGUGAUGAAAGAACUGAAGAAAGCUAUGAAGAAAUCUAAAGAACGGAAGGAAGAGACACUAUCUGAUGAUUAGUGUUAGAUCCGCUCGCUCUCGAUGUGCAUCAUCAGCUGUAUUGAAGAUUCUAGAUCUGUAUUUUCAUGAAAAUCUAGUCACGUCAAUCACAUAUGUGUGCAGUAUUUGUACUGUAUGGCAGCAAAAAUUAAACUGCAUAAAAGAUC